UCUUCUUCUUCCUUUCACCUCUGCUAGGAUUCGCCAUAGAUAUCUGUGCAAGCGUGAUCUUCCAGACACAUUACCCCUACCCUCCCUCACUGCCCUUCCUACUUUCUCUGCUGCAAGGUGGUCUCUGUCAUGUUUGAAAGUUGUAGCUUUCAGCGUGUGGUUGAUUGACAUCCAGUUUCUGCUCUACCCUCGACUUCAUUCAUGGUUUGUUGAGGUGUCUUUCCACAUCUGGAAAUCUUGGCUGGAAAUCUUUUUGGGUAUUUGUUUCAACUUCCCCCAAGGUUUUCACGCUUGGAGUUUGAAGCAUCCAACUGAUCAAAUUGCUAUAGGUUGGAAACAGUGGAGUAAACCUUAUUUAUUGAGGCUAUAGUUGGAACAGCUCAAUGGAUAUAUAUAUCGGGCACAAUUCGAACGUUCUGAUUAAAGGUGUAACAAAUGAAAGUUAGUUGCUGGUUUCGGACAAAUGGGGCUUCACUCGAAAUUUGCAUUUUUUUGCAUCAUUAAUGCAAUCUGGAUUCAGAACUGUCUUUGUGAUGAGCUUGCAGUGAAGUCCAAGGCAGACAACUGGACAUGCAUCUGUUCUGUUGUGCACCAUGCGGACUCGAACUUCAUUUCUACAAACUGCUCUUCAUCCUGUGAUUGCAGCCCGGCUGCAGGAGGAUCCACUGAGGACAGGUGGUCAUGCGUUUGCUCCAGCGGCGAAUUGCCGAGACUAGUCAGUGACAACAGUAAAAAUAGCUGUUUUACUGCAUGCAACUGUGAUGCUGGGGCAUUAUCUGAAUUAAGGACUUCGAAGAAGCAUAUCGGGAGCAAGCUUGUUUUGAUAGUUCUCUUACUGUGCAUCUUCCUCACAGCAAUUGCAAUAAUUGGUUCAGUGAUGUGGUACUUAUAUCGAAAGGAAAAAAGCUCGGUUUUAUGGACUUUAUCCCCUUCGGAGCGACUAACAAGUUGUAGCAGUGCGACCAACUUGACGAGCCGAGCAGGUUCGUCUGUGUCUGUUUACAAAGGACAUGUGGAUAGCUCGUUCUCGCCAUUUUUAGGAUGCAUUCCCAAGACUAACUUUUUAUUCAGAGACGGCAAACGAACAAUACAUGGAACAUUAAUACAAUUCUCGUAUCUCGAACUGGAAAGUGCGACGAGCAGAUUUUCCGAUACUAACAUAAUUGGAGUUGGCGGAAGCAGCCAUGUUUACUGUGGCAAUCUCAGAGAUGGUAGAGUCGUCGCGAUCAAGAGAAUGAGAACUCAAAGCGGCCCCGAUGCAGAGCACGUUUUCUUGACGGAGAUAGAAUUGAUAUCAAGACUUCAUCACUGUCACGUCGUGCCGUUGCUUGGAUACUGCUCGGAACACCAAGGAAAACACGCCGAGAGGCUGCUGGUGUUCGAAUACAUUCCCAACGGUAAUCUCAGGGAAUGCCUCGACAGGGACACCGGCCAAUGCUUGAGCUGGAAUACUCGGAUUUCCGUAGCUCUUGGAGCUGCACGUGGCUUGGAAUAUCUACACGAUGCUGCUGCGCCGCGAAUACUGCACAGAGACGUAAAAUCAACAAACAUUCUUCUGGACGAGAACUGGAGAGCCAAGAUUACCGAUUUGGGGAUGGCUAAACACCUACACAACGACGGGAUUCUCAGCUGUUCGAGCUCUCCGGCUAGAAUGCAAGGGACGUUUGGUUACUUCGCGCCCGAAUACGCGAUUAUUGGUCGAGCUUCUUUGAAAUCCGAUGUUUUCAGUUUCGGCGUGGUUCUUCUUGAACUGAUCACGGGUCGAAAUCCCAUCCAAAAGUCGUCGAAUAAAGGGGAAGAAAGCCUUGUGAUUUGGGCGCAACCUCUUUUGCACGAUAGUAAGCGAGUGAUUUCCGAGCUACCCGACCCUCGACUCGAAGGAAGAUUCCAAGAAGAGGAGAUGCAAGUUAUGGCGUACUUAGCGAAGGAGUGCUUGUUAUUGGAUCCCGACUCUCGACCUAGCAUGAGCGAGGUAGUCCAAAUUCUUUCGACAAUUGCGCCGGACAAAUCUAAACGGAAGAAUUUGUCGAUGCACGCCUUUCAGCGUCAUUCUUCGUCGUCAUCCUACGGAGGCAUGAAUCCGGUGGCAAGUGACGACGAGUAUUGCGACAGCUCUGUGUCGGAGGAAAUCAAGCAAAUUACGUCGGAAAUUCCAGUUGGAGGCUCGAUUCCUGCCAAUGCCAUUGCCGGGGCCAUUCCCUGUGACGAGAAGGGGAAAGAAGCCGAUGGUUUGUCAUCGGCUAGCGUCGAAAAUCUGACGCUCCUGACGUCGAAAUCUCGAAGCUGCCGGGUGGAAGACGAUGUUGUAGUAGAUUUGACGGAGCCGAGGUUCGAGUCCUUCUGUUUAUCGCACGCGGACUGAUACGACGAAGGAUGACCGAUACGGGCGACGACGAGCAAGAAGCCAUAGGCAGAAAGAUAGGUUAUAUAUAUAUAUAUAUGUAUGUAGUAGAAAAAUCAAAGAACGAUGGAUGAGAGAAUGCAUAUUUAUUUAUCUUUUUGAUGAGUUAAGUUUUUCAUUCCUUUGCAUGUUUUCUAAUGUCGGGGAAAUUGUUCGAUAUUAGCCUUUGCUCGUUGGUUUCAUUUAUUAGGGCGUGUAUAAGGGCUUGAGUUUCAAAUUUUGCUUCGGU
Andrographis paniculata is the source of this 2630-nucleotide messenger RNA. Its product is annotated as receptor-like serine/threonine-protein kinase NCRK. Gene Ontology annotation, biological process: protein phosphorylation. The transcript has 13 exons. NCBI's taxonomy places the organism in Eukaryota, Viridiplantae, Streptophyta, Magnoliopsida, Lamiales, Acanthaceae. The record is from RefSeq and is a predicted model, not a curated record. Bases 464 to 2362 code for a protein of 632 amino acids. Gene Ontology annotation, molecular function: protein kinase activity; ATP binding.